This is a messenger RNA of Closterium sp. NIES-67, 3543 nucleotides long. The record is from the annotation of a GenBank genome assembly. NCBI's taxonomy places the organism in Eukaryota, Viridiplantae, Streptophyta, Zygnematophyceae, Desmidiales, Closteriaceae.
UCCUGAGAGUGAGGAGAUUCCCAAGAAAGGGAGCUUGAGAAUCUGAACUUGAAGUCUGGCUCCCGUAACAAGCAAUGAAGAGCAAGGAGAUCCAUUUUCCGCACAAGCUGGGUGGUUUUCACUGUUAGUGAACGGGGUAGUGACGUAGGGAAUAUAGAGAAAUCUGGUAUUAUUAUUUUACGCAACCAUGACUGCCGCAAUCCCUGGAGCAUCAGGUGAAGCGAAACUCGUCGCGCCGCCAAAGAAAGGUGGAUUCGGGGUCAAAGGCAACGGCAGCAACACGGCCUUCGCAUGGACCCGUCGCACGGCGAAAGCGUCGCCAAGAACGAAUGGAACGAAGGGAGCGAAGGAGACAAGGGGAAAGCAGAAAGCAGUCGAUAGGAAGACAGCGGUCAAGGACCACCUGGUCGUUCUCGUCAACGGAGUGGCCGGAAGCCCCAUGAACUGGACCUACACCAAGUCGCAACUAGAGGCGCACGGGGAUCCCCACCUACUAGUGCACAGCUGCGAGUCUCUGAGGAGAACAGUGGACGGCGUGGAUGUCGUUGGCAACCGCCUGGCAGACGAGGUGCGCCAGGUGAUUCGCAAGAAUCCACAGCUGCGGCGGAUCUCCUUCAUCGCUCACUCGCUUGGUGGCGUUCUCUCGCGCUACGCCAUCGCCCAGAUGUACGCCCCCGCCUGCCAACCUCCCACGGACGAUACUAGGGGCCAUGAGCCGCCCUCACAUCACGCCAGAGGCCAUGCAGGUUCCACAGAUCCCAUAGUUAGUAAAAAUAGGACGGAUAACACAGGGUGUGCGAGGAGCACAGAGCACACCAGCACGACUGCUUCCUUGGCGUCUGCUUCACCUCCUGCACCCCGGAGCAACCAGUUAAGCGAUCAAUCAAGCCGACAAUCGCACGCAGACGAAGACUGCUGCUCGACCUCCUCAUGUCCACCUCCACCAGAGGAGGCGUCGCCAGAUACCACCUUCCCCACAUGCGCCUCCACCUCCUCGCUACCUUCCCAGCCGCCCCUGCCAGCCGAUUUCCUGCCAGCCGAUUUCCUGCCCAGAUCGCCGAGCUUGUCGGCUCUGGAUGUCCUUCGGCAGCAGGAGGAGCAGCCGCAGCUGCCGGAUUCGGUCUUUCCCCCAAUGCUCAGUCUAGAUGCGGAGGAUGAGGAGGAAGAGGAGGAGGAGGAGCAGCACAAGGGCCAUAAGCAGGAAGAGGAGCAGAAGGGCCAGGGGCAGGGGCAGGGACAGGGGCAGCCACAUAAAUCGGAAGGGGAAGCUGCAGCAGCAGAAGGCGAAGACGAAUCGGCGGCAGAAAUAACAAGCAGAAGCAUUGAUGGCGGUCGCGGAAUGGAGGAGGAGGACGACGAGGAGGAGGAGGGUGAGGAGGAGGAGGAGGAGAAGGAGGAGGGUGAGGAGGAAGAGGAGGGAGGGGAGUACCAAGGGCCACGCAUAGCCGGGCUAGAGCCGAUGAACUUUAUCACACUCGCAUCGCCGCACCUAGGCUCCCGUGGAAAAGGCCAUCUGCCGUUUCUGCUGCGAGUGAGUCUCUUUGAGCGGGCGUCCGUCCCCCUCGCCCCGCUCUUCCUCGGUCGCUCUGCCCGCCACCUCUUUCUCACAGACGUCGACCCUCAAGUGGAUUCCUCCAAUGGUGACGCUCAUUGGGACACUGCCAAUGCGGACCCUACUUUGGACACCACGACUGGCAGCACUCCAGGAGACACCACCAAUACCGACCCUCCUACGGGUCUCACCGGUGCUGACCCUUCAAACGACCCCUCUGACGUGAAACCCCCUGUUGCCAUAGAUGGUCCUUUCCCUUCCUCCUCCUCUGUUGAAUCUGGUCUUCUGCUUGCUGACGUUUCUGCCAAACCAACUGCUGCUGCUGCUGCUGCUGCUGCUGCUGUUGCUGUGGGGAGUGGGCCCGAUUUGGGCUGUAUAGAAACCGAAGGCGUCAGGAAGAGAACGACUGGGAAGCAGCAGCAGCAGCACAGGAUGGUGCGACUGCACCGGCUGGGAAGCAGUAUGGUUGACGUCAACAGGGCGGCAGCAGCAGAGGCGGGUGCAGAGGAGGUGGCAGAGAAAGGCGUCAAGAGUGCAAAGGUCAAGCAGCAUCUACCGCUGCUGCUUCGAAUGACUACCGACAAUGAGGAAGGCCCAUUCCUGUCUGCACUCGCCGCUUUCAAGCACAGAGCUGCGUACGCCAAUGUGUCCGGGGAUCAGAUGGUGGGCUGGCGAACAGCCUCAAUCCGUCAUCAGUGUGAAAUGCCAUCGCCUGACCAGCUUCACGAGCUGCCGGACUACCGCUUCAUCGUGCGAGUGGAGCCCAUGGGAGGCCAACCAAGAACCCCUGGCGCAGCCACAUGGGAGAGGCGGCAACAGGCGGACGAAGGGAGCCUGCACUCGGCUGCUCUUGAUGCUUCACAUGCCAGUGCUAUAGCUGCUACUGCCGCAGUCGCUGCUGGUGCGAGCCCCACUGAUGCUGACACUGAUCCUGAAACAAGGGAUGGUCCUUCAGGUGGUCCUUCAGGUGCCUCUUCAGGUGCUUUUGCGACUGAUUCCCCAGAGCCCAAGGAUCACUCUAACUUCUUUGCACGGUUAAAGGGGAAAUGGAAAGGGCGGGGAACAGCAGGAUCUCUUGGCUUUGGGUUGGGCUUAGGGUUCGGCUCUCCACAGCAGCAGUUUCUGCCGUGCAUGCAGCAGCCGCCAAAGCUGAAAGAGAAGGGGGAUGGUGAGCAGGGCGAGGAAGCUGAUUUUGAAAUCCCAGCGAGAUUUCGAAAAUCACCUGAGGAAUCAUCCGAGGGAGGUGAGGAGGAAGGCAUCAUGCAGCUGGUGCGCAGCAUGAGUGACAGCAUAACCCAGAGGAGCGCAAGAGGCUUUGACAGCGUCGGCAACAACAGAAACAGCUCUGGAAACGGCAGUGGGGAGGGUGAUGGCAGUAGCAGUGGCGAGACAGGGAGGUUCAAGGAGAGUUUGCGUGGCAAGGAGUUGUCCGGUGGCGAGGGAACUUGUGGGAAUGAGAGCAAGGCCAGGCGAGCAUCGUUCGGAGGUGCCGGUGCUGCUGCUGGUGCUGCUGGUGUUGCUGGUGGUGCUGGUGGUGCUGGUGGUGCUGAUGGUGCUGCUGGUGUUGCUGCUGGUGCUGCUGGUGCUGCUGCUGCUGGUGCUGUGGUGCCCCGUUCUGCGGGGAUAGCAUUGAAGAAGCACAGCGUUCAGAUGCAGUGGGAAGACGCCAUGGUGGACAAUCUCAAUCGUGUCCCAUGGGCACGCAUCGAUGUCAACUUUGCGUCCUCGCCACUCGCAUUCCUCGCACACAUCCUCAUUCAGGUGAACAUUCCAUCGCUCAAGGCUCAUGGAGCUAGUGUCAUCCAGCAUGUGAUUGACAACUUUGUGGCAUAACAUUUUAUUGUGAGCAGUUAUUGUAUACAAGUGCACCCACAACGUUUUCACAACUUAGAAGGGUGGUUUUAGUGUUUCACCAGCCAGUAUAGAGGCUGCGGGCCGGUGGGUUGUGUUCAUUAUAAUCUCGUUAGCUGUGGGGCUCUGCACUUAUGUGU